UAUUAGAGUACCAAGCUACCUUGGUUGUAUUACUGAAAUGACUAAUGCAACAAAUUAUACUGUGCCCUAUGAAUAUUACCUGGAUUACUUUGAUCUACCUCCAGUUGAUGCAAGUAAUUUGAAAGCCAACAGAUAUUCAAUUGUCAUAGGCUUUUGGAUUGGACUUGUUUCUUUUGUGGCAUUUCUCUUCUUCAUUUUGUUCUACAUGUCUCGAUCUGGUAGAACAUCCAUGAAGACUGGAGGAUCCAAGAAGUUUCCAUGGAAUUAUUCAGAAACUAUUCAUCAAAAUCUUGUUAAUAAUGACACUGUACGAACAUCUAUAGAUAACCAAGGAGAAGAAAUUGAAGGGCUAUGUUCAAAUAAUAGGUUACCAUGUUACCAUAUGGAUAAUUCAGUGUAAAAUCUUCUCACAAGUGAAAUAUGAAGCCUGCUACAUAUUAAAAUAGUACAAUGUGCUAGGAGGAAUACCUUUGUAAAAAACAUUUAAUCAUUCUUUUUAAAAAAAUACUUUGGCUUUUUUGUUAUAUAAUAAUCAUUGUAGUAUCUAAUACAAAAGGGUAGAUUUAACAGAAAAUAAAUAUGAAAUCCACAAUUUAAUUUCUAAAAAAAUAUCAAAUGAUUUAUACAUAGAUUAGACAAAAUGUUGUUAACUUUACAUAUACAGUUUAGUGCCUCAAAAUCAUGCUUCAAAUCAUUUAGGAAAUUGAACAAAACCAAAAUCAGAUGCUCUACUCUACUGAAUUACUACUGGAAAUAUUACAUUACUUGUAUUUUUACAUGAUAUACAAUUGUUGUAAAAAAAA
Molecule: messenger RNA, 803 nt
Organism: Crotalus tigris (Tiger rattlesnake)
Lineage: Eukaryota; Metazoa; Chordata; Lepidosauria; Squamata; Viperidae
Gene: MRAP
Product: melanocortin 2 receptor accessory protein
Exons: 3
Coding region: 38-400 (120 amino acids)
Biological process (GO): regulation of adenylate cyclase-activating G protein-coupled receptor signaling pathway; protein localization to plasma membrane
Cellular component (GO): endoplasmic reticulum; plasma membrane
Molecular function (GO): type 4 melanocortin receptor binding; type 3 melanocortin receptor binding; signaling receptor regulator activity
Source: RefSeq, a predicted model, not a curated record